UGGCGGGUGAGAGCCAUGGCGGAGCCAGUCCCGCGACCCCGGAACCGGCUCUUACGAACGUAUGGGGCUGUGGGCGGCGGGGGGCCGCGGUGGCGGUCGGGCCGGGCCGGCGCGCAGUGGUUCGCGCCUCAAGACUCAAAGCGUUUCUUCAGCAGCACCAGCAGCAGCAACGCCAGCAGUGACGACCCCUCGCCGCCCGCCGCCUCCGACGACUCUGACGACCCCGACUUCUGCAGCGAGGUGGGUCCGCGGCGGAGGCGAGCUGGCGGGCGAACCUCCAAGGCCCGGCCGAGCCUGAUCAUGACUCCGAGACGCCUGAGGCUGCGAGCGCGGCCGCCGCGGAAGUGCAGCACGCCCUGCAGCCCACUCGGGCCGCCGCCCUUCCCCAGCAGCACCCCGGGCCGCCUCAGCCCGGACCUCAGCGUGUGCAGCCAGCCCAGCGACGGCGGCCAGCUGGGCACCAGUGCCUCCCUGUUUAGCUCCCCAGCCUCUCCCGGCCCCGGCCGCGGGUCCCCAGCGCCGGGAGACAGUGUCAUAGGUACCGGCCCCUCUACCUCUCUGGAUGCCACCUCUCCGGACCAAGCACCUCAUUCCUGCUCCCAGGAGGCAGCAACAGGAGGAGGCGGGUUCACCAGCUUGGCCCGCCACGCUCGUGCAAGCCUCACGUCAGCUCUCUUUAGCCUUACGGACUCGGGGGACCCUGAGGAUUCUGAGUUUGGGACAGGUGGGAAGGAUAUGAGGGAGUCCCGCUGUGCAAGGGAACUGAUGGGGAAGAGGCUGGAGAGCCCAGCUUUGUCAAGCAGGCGGAGGAAGAGGGCCACAGACAAGGACUCUUGUCAAGAGACUGGGGCUCAAGGGGCUGUUCCGACAGAAUAUGGGGAGGCCAGUGGUUGCAAGAGCUGCAAAGGACCCGGGAAAACCAACAGGCCUGAGAGAACUGGGCCAGGCCAGAAAAGGAAACAUCGGGAGGCAGUAGAAACCUCCCUCCUCCAUCACGACCAGUUUAAAAAGGGCCACAGGAUGGGCAAAGAUUCACUCCUUACCCAGGACCUGACUCCAUUACAGAAUGACUGCUCUUGGACCAAAGCCAGGGCUUCCUUCAGUUUCCAUAAGAAAAAGAUCGUGACCGCUGUGUCAGACGUGAGCAACAACGCCACUACCAGUUCUCCCUCGGGGUCCUUCAUGUCCGAAUAUUCAAACCCGCCUGUCCUGAACAAAACAACAAGCAGUGCCCCGUCCCCUUGGCACUCCUCUUCCAUGUAUUUGCUCACCCCCUUAAAGACACUGCAUGUCGCAGACCAAAAGGCAUCUGAUGCUGAAAAGGUUUAUAGGGAAUGCAACCAGGAGGGUCCUAUCCCCUUUAGCUCUUGCCUUUCCACGGAGGAACUGGAAAGCUGUGAGAAGAUUGGGGAAGGAGUGUUUGGAGAAGUGUUUCAAAUAAUUGCUAAUUGUACACCAGUAGCCCUAAAAAUCAUUGCUAUUGAAGGACCAGAUUUAGUCAAUGGAUCCCAUCAGAAAACUUUUGAGGAAAUCCUCCCAGAGAUCAUCAUCUCCAAAGAGUUGAGCCUCCUGUCUGAUGCUGCAUGCCACCGCACAGAAGGCUUUAUUGGGCUGAACUCAGUGCACUGUGUUCGUGGACCUUACCCUCCCUUGCUCCUCAAAGCCUGGGAUCACUAUAACUCAACCAGAGGGUCUGCAAAUGAUCGGCCUGACUUUUUCGACCAAGACCAGCUCUUCAUUGUGCUUGAAUUUGAAUUUGGAGGAAUUGACUUAGAGCAAAGGAGAAAGACGCUGUCCUCCAUAGCUACUGCAAAGAGCAUUCUGCACCAGCUCACCGCAUCCCUUGCCGUUGCAGAGGCAUCGCUGCACUUUGAGCACCGAGACUUACACUGGGGGAAUGUGCUGUUAAAGAAAACCAGCCUCAAGGAAGUCCACUACACCCUCAGCGGGAAGACAGGUACUAUCCCCACCUGUGGGCUGCAAGUCAACAUCAUUGACUACACCCUGUCACGCUUGGAGCGGGAUGGGGUCGUGGUUUUCUGUGACAUUUCCAUGGAUGAGGACCUUUUUACAGGUGAAGGUGACUACCAGUUUGAGAUCUACAGGCUAAUGAAGAAGGAGAACAACAACUGCUGGGGUGAAUAUCACCCUUACAGUAAUGUGCUCUGGCUACAUUACCUCACAGAUAAGAUUCUGAAGGAAAUGGUCUUCAAGAGGAAAUGUAACACCCCUGCCUUGAAGCAAAUAAAGAAAGACAUCAUACAUUUCCAUGGGACAAUGCUGAACUUCAGCUCUGCCACUGACCUGCUCUGCCAACACAGUCUAUUUAAGUAAGUCAAAGGUGCCUUACCGCCCCAAAGGGAGAGCGACCACUAGCCUUGAAAGCCCGCAGUGUUGUUUUCGAUCUCUAUCCCCAGGGGAGGGUGAAAUUCCUAUUCUAAUCAGCUUUUCAAACAAGAAUUUUGUUUCUGUCAGCAGAGUCUAUUCUGUAGGUUUCUCUCCAUUUUUUCAUUUUUGAGCCUUGACACUUUAUGUAGCCUAAGGGGGAAAAAAAAUUCAGGAAAGCCCAAGGUCUCAGCUGUCAUACUAAUCAGAGCCUAUAGGUAUUGGCAGGCUGGCUUUGGGAACCAUUCUACAGCUCAGGAGUCAACCAAGGGCAAAGAGGCUGUAGCAAAGCAGAGACCAAGACAGACAGAUUAGAGGGAGAGAGAAAGGGAAGAUGGUAAAACAGUUUAUAGGAGACAUGCAAGAAAUGCCAUAUAUUUAUCAAGCUCAUUUGCCAGUCACAGAGAAGUAGGAUUUAGCAAUUUUCAACAGGAAAAUAAAUGUCUCCAUGGCUACUAAAAAAGU
Messenger RNA from Myotis lucifugus (little brown bat), 2850 nucleotides. It is a transcript of the gene HASPIN, whose product is annotated as histone H3 associated protein kinase. Gene Ontology annotation, cellular component: nucleus; cytoplasm. The transcript has a single exon. Gene Ontology annotation, biological process: mitotic cell cycle; protein phosphorylation; intracellular signal transduction. NCBI's taxonomy places the organism in Eukaryota, Metazoa, Chordata, Mammalia, Chiroptera, Vespertilionidae. The coding region runs from base 16 to 2334 and encodes 772 amino acids. Gene Ontology annotation, molecular function: ATP binding; histone H3T3 kinase activity. The record is from RefSeq and is a predicted model, not a curated record.